ACGUUUAUUUGGAACUGUACGUGGUUCAUCGAAAUGAAAAUUCCGUCUUUCUUACGAAACUAUACAGAAGUUAUCGAAUCUUUACAAGAUGAAAAUGAACGCAGAACUACACCUGGAGCACCAACGCAUCCUAGUCAAUCUCAUCAACCCAAUCGUUCAGCAUUACCAGGGGUAGCAGCGGCUGGAACUAUUGUUGCUAGAACUGGAGCAACAGUUAUUACGGACCAUGUAUCAGAUUCAACUAGAAAAGUAUAUUCUAGCAAUCCGACAUAUAGCAAAGGAAAUACAAUCACCGACGAAGAUUUAGAAAAACUUUCCGAGGCGCUUUAUAUCAAAGAGUCGAAUAAUGCAAACCGAUACAUAACAAUUAAUCUGCAAAAACAGACUACAAGCAGCAGCCCGACGGAUCAAGCUCCACAACCGUAAGAAUCAUAUCUGAUAAAAUAUAUGCAAAAUAAUACAAAAAUUUGUUCUUAAAUAUAUAGGGUGGAUACUAAAAGUAAUGUAAAAGCUUUUAAGGCUCCUGCCUAGUCACCGCGACCAUACCCUUACGAAAAAGACGCACCGGCUAGGGAUUGUAAUUUGUGUAAUCCAAAUACUACAAUAACUACAGGAAAAUAUUACAAUAACCACACACAA
Wasmannia auropunctata (little fire ant) is the source of this 639-nucleotide messenger RNA. RefSeq names its product poly(U)-specific endoribonuclease homolog. The record is from RefSeq and is a predicted model, not a curated record. Gene Ontology annotation, molecular function: RNA endonuclease activity. The coding region runs from base 34 to 426 and encodes 130 amino acids. The transcript has 2 exons. Lineage: Eukaryota; Metazoa; Arthropoda; Insecta; Hymenoptera; Formicidae.